UCACACUUCGCUAUCUGUUUCUCCCCCUCUUCUUCUUUCUGUUAUAAAAGGCCACCCCAUCUCUCUUAGCUAGAUGUCACUCCCACUACUAAUCAUAGCACAAGCCAAGCUUUAUCAACAUGGGCUCUCAUGGCUUGGCAUGUGCUAUGAUCUCCGUCCUCCUCCUCCUUGUCUUCCAAUUGGAGCUCAUCGAAGCUCGUGUCUUGUACCGGCAAGAGCUCCAAACGAUCGACCAUGUCGACACCGCCGUUCCACCACAGGAGAUGGCCGGGGCAUGCACUUCAGUUAUCAUCCCACGAGGCUACAAAUGUGAAGAACAUGAGGUGACAACAGAAGAUGGAUACAUACUCAGCAUGCAGAGGAUCCCAGUGGGUAGAAUUGGAGGUGGUGAAGGGAGGAGGAAGCCUGUACUGCUACAACAUGGGGUACUCAUGGACGGCGCGACAUGGAUACUAAACCCUCCUGAAGAAUCACUUGCAUACAUUUUAGCUGACAAUGGAUUUGAUGUAUGGAUUGCAAACACUAGGGGAACUAAGUGGAGCCGUCGCCAUGUUUCCCUUGCUCCAUCCAACCCGGCAUACUGGCAUUGGUCUUGGGAUGAGCUGGUCACUCAUGAUCUCCCUGCUACUUUCGAUUUUGUGUAUCAGCAGACUGGCCAGAAGUUGCAUUAUGUUGGUCAUUCCUUGGGCACUCUAAUUGCACUAGCAUCAUUCUCUGAAGGCAAGUUAGUGGAUAAGCUAAUGUCAGCAGCACUGCUAAGCCCAGUGGCCUAUCUGUCUCACAUGACAACCCCACUAGGUAUUCUUGGAGCUAGAGCUUUUGUAGACCAAAUAGUUAAAUGGCUUGGAGUGGCAGAGUUCAAUCCCAGAGGACCACAAGUGGCACAAUUUUUGGAGACACUCUGCCGUGAACCAGGAGUGGAUUGCUACAAUCUUCUGCAAUCCAUUACAGGGAACAAUUGCUGCCUUAAUACCUCCACCGUCGAGCUGUUCUUGCAGUAUGAACCGCAAUCCACAGCAACAAGGACCAUGGUGCACCUGGCACAAACUUUUCGAGAGGGCAUCCUCACAAAGUACAACUUCGAGAACCGAGAAAUUAACAUUGAAAAUUAUGGGCAGAGCGCUCCUCCAAUCUACAACAUGUCAAACAUUCCAAACAAUCUGCCUCUAUUCCUCAGCUAUGGUGGCCGUGACUCGCUCGCCGAUGUUCGUGAUGUUGAGCUCUUGUUGGAUAAUCUCAAGUUUCAUGAUGGAGAUAAGCUGACUGUUCAAUUUGUGGAGAACUAUGCCCAUGCUGACUUUGUCAUGGCAAUUAAUGCUGCACAAAUUGUAUAUUCUGCAGUCAUGGCAUUCUUCAAUCGCCAGUAAGAACCAAUAUUUGUUGCAUCGAGGGAGUCGAUAAAGUCAUGACGCAAGAUAAUAAUCCUAGUCUCUAAAUGGAGGGAUGGUAUCGUGUGCCAAAGUGUACCAGAAAAAAUUCUGUCUGAAAUGGGAUCUCCCUGCAACCAGAUAGAAAGUUAUAAUGUUACAGUGUAAUAAUGGUCGUAUUACAAGAUUCAUAGCUCUCCUCCCUGAAAUGGAACUUAUUAUAUUAAUGGCCUAUUCAAAUAU
Messenger RNA from Elaeis guineensis (African oil palm), 1610 nucleotides. NCBI's taxonomy places the organism in Eukaryota, Viridiplantae, Streptophyta, Magnoliopsida, Arecales, Arecaceae. The record is from RefSeq and is a predicted model, not a curated record.